GGGGGCUGCUGCUGCGUGCCGGGGCGCUUAUAGGCUGUGCCGAACCGCGUAGGUAUGUCGGCGGGGAGAGGGGGAUGUGACGCCGCGGGAAGAUGAAAUCCAGCGCCGCGGAGGCCGCCGACAAAGGAGCGCGUCCCCAUGGAAUGCAAGCAAAACCAGAAAAGAUAAGAUCUUCUCUGAAGAAUGUGAAAAAAGAUACAGGAAAACCAGAGAAACUUAAGUAUAAGCCACUCACUGGGAAGGUGUUUUACCUCGAUAUUCCAUCAAAUGUGAUCUCUGAAAAAAUAGGGAAGGACCUCAAAGAACUAGGAGGGAGAGUGGAGAGUUUUCUUAGUAAAGAUAUCAGCUAUCUGGUGUCUAACAAAAAGGAGGCAAAAUUUGCACCAACUCUUGGUCAGAUUUCUCCUGUCCCUAGCCCAGAAUCUGCACGUAAUGGAGGAAAUAGUUCACCUCAUCCUAGCAACAGAAAAGAUCGACAUGAUGGAAGUUCAUUUAAGGUAGGUAUGAGCAGAGGAAAAUCCUUAGUUGAAAAAGCAAUCAAAGAGCAGGACUUAAUCCCCUCUGGUAGUAUACUAUCCAAUGCUUUGAGUUGGGGAGUGAAGGUACUUCAUAUUGAUGAUGUUAAGAAUUACAUAGAACAAAAGAAGAAGGAGCUCUACCUCAUCAAAAAAGCAAACUCUUUUAAAGAUGUGGGAAAAGAAGUUACUGCUCAGAAGUCAAGAACAGGUAGACUGAAAUAUCCAUUUGUCAAGGUGGAAGAUCGAAGUCGCAACUACCGACCAUUUUAUCUGCAGUUACCCAGUUUUCCGGUUCUGAACUACUGUGUUCCAAAACCAUGUAGUCCAUUUGAGGUGGAUAAGAAGCAUCCUUCUGGUCAAAAGCAAAUUCAGUCUAAGCAAAGUAGAAACAAAAUAAAUAGUGACAAGGACUGUGAAACUCCUGUUCAGCUCCCUCAGAAGGACAAAAAAAAGAGAGGAUACUGUGAAUGUUGUGGGAAGAAAUAUGAAGAUCUGCAAACACAUCUUGAAAGUGAACAGCACCAAAAUUUUGCACAAAGUACACAGUAUCAAGUUGUGGAUGAUAUAAUCUCAAAGUUUGUUUAUGACUUUGUUGAAUACAAAGAUGAUGCAAAAAAAAUAAAAAGGACAAAAUGUAGUACAGGAUAUUUUUCUCCUAUUAUUGGAAAGAUAACUAGACCAGAUGAGCUGAAAGAACGACUGAAAAAGCAACGCAUUUCAUUGAAAAGUUACUCAUGGAAGGAUACAGCAAUGCGGUCACUCAAACUGGAUCGCCAGCCUGCAGAAAUACAACCAAAUUGUUUGCCAAUACCUACCCCUAUUUCUGGAUCUGUCUGUUCAGUUCUUUAUCGUCACCUGUCACAACCUUUGGAACCGAAAAGUAUGUUCAGAAAUAAUGAUGCAAAUGCUAAAACUGAUUGCUCCUGUGCUGCAAACAUAAGAGAAACUGUUGUAUCAUCAAAUUUCAUACAACCACCUCAUCAGAAAGAUGACAAAGCAUACACAGAAAACUUGUCGCAAGUUUAUGAGCCAUUCAGUAAAGAAAUACGGGAACCAGAAGUAGAUAAAAAGAAUUUACAGUGUUUUCGGGAAGGCACGCGUACUUUUUUUUCUCAUACUCAAGAUACAGAUUUUAGUGAAAAAGACACAAACCUUUCACAGGCAAAACGAAAAUUAAAUAAUGCAGUAGUUCUACCAGCAAAGUGUUUGAAAAAAACAGAUGCCAAUCCCACAUUUGUCAAGAAACAUUGUGAUUUAUAUGAUAGUCAUCAACUGAUGCAGCACAGCGUCGUUCUGGAGGCUGAGGUAUCUGAUACUGCUAUAAACAAAGAACUUAAUGAAUUGGCUGCCAGCACUGUGCACAAUUCACCGUCUGGAAAGCUGCACAGAAAAGUGAAGCUUUAUUUGGGAAGAAAUAAGAGAGAAACCUGGAAACAGAAUAGAGAGUUAUGCAUAAAGUAUACAGAUAGGCCGACUGUUCCUGAAGAGAAGAGAAGUUCUUGUAGCUCACCAGUACAGGCCCUACUGGAAUUAUUUCAGACAAGUGAAAGAAACUCAGAAUUUGGAGGUUUUUCAAGUUACCCUGAGAACAAAGGUUCAACUAGCAUAAAAGAUAUAUGGGAAGGGCAGAAUACAAAUGUUGUGUGGUCAUUAUUUUCCUCUUCAUCCUCAUCCCCAUUUGUUGGAUUUUAAUGCUGCUUUAUUUAAUAUGAUUUUUCAAGUAAACUUACAGAUUUAAGAUUUUAUUCAUGGAGACUUUAAUUACUGUAUUAUAUGUACAGAUGGUUUGGUUUUCAAGUUUUUAAUGCAAGAACUUCUGUAUAUGUAAAUAUGGAAAAUAAAACUUGAGUUCUUUUUUG
Athene cunicularia (burrowing owl) is the source of this 2377-nucleotide messenger RNA. It is a transcript of the gene DBF4, whose product is annotated as DBF4 zinc finger. Gene Ontology annotation, cellular component: Dbf4-dependent protein kinase complex; nucleus. Gene Ontology annotation, molecular function: zinc ion binding; nucleic acid binding; protein serine/threonine kinase activator activity. Gene Ontology annotation, biological process: regulation of cell cycle phase transition; positive regulation of nuclear cell cycle DNA replication. The transcript is spliced from 12 exons. NCBI's taxonomy places the organism in Eukaryota, Metazoa, Chordata, Aves, Strigiformes, Strigidae. The coding region runs from base 93 to 2210 and encodes 705 amino acids. The record is from RefSeq and is a predicted model, not a curated record.